GUACCUGUAAUUUGUAUUAUGUCUACUAGCAGUCUACACAAGACAGUUUAGUACGCCGUAUGAAUUUCCGUAGAUACACCAAAGACACACGUGGUUAAUGGUUCCUGGAUAAAUGUCAUUUUAUAGUGGAGAAACAAUCGAUACCAUUGAUAAGGCCUUUGAUCAGUUGUCAUUAGAGGCUCGAGAGCUUUACCUGGACAGGGCUGUUCCAGUUUUAGAUGGACCCCCUUCCCCGCUCUCCUUCUAUCGGGAUUACGUAACUCCGAACAAACCUGUCCUGAUCAGGAACGGACUCCAACAUUGGUCAGCGUUAACCAAAUGGACACCGGACUAUCUCAGAGAGAAGAUCGGGGAGUGUUCGGUUACUGUUGCUGUGACACCCAAUGGUUACGCCGACGCUAUCACGGAGGGAAAGUUUAUCAUGCCGGAGGAGAGACGGAUGACGAUGUCCGAAUUCCUGGACAUCAUGGACAGUCCUGACCAAUACAAGGGAAUCUUUUACAUACAGAAACAGAAUUCUAAUUUCACCGACGAGUUCAAGGAAAUCAUGGGCGACGUUGAGCCAGAUAUUCCGUGGGGCACAGAAGCAUUUGGAUCGCAACCAGAUGCCGUUAACUUUUGGAUGGGGGAUAUGCAUGCAGUAACUUCUAUGCACAAAGAUCACUAUGAAAACCUGUACUGUGUUGUGAGAGGGUGGAAGAAGUUCAUUUUGAUACCACCCACUGAUGCAGCCUUCGUCCCCUAUGAAACGUACCAAGCAGCGAAAUUUAGAGAAAAGAAUGGUGAGUUUAUCAUAGAAGAUGAUGUGGAAACGGGCAAGGUCCCGUGGAUCGCCGUAAAUCCUCUGAAUCCAGACCUAGAGAAAUACCCAGAGUUUGGGAAGGCCGUUAGUUUGGAGGUGACGGUGAAGGAGGGAGAGAUACUGUUCCUUCCCUCCCUGUGGUAUCACCAUGUCCAGCAGUCACAUGGCUGUAUAGCAGUGAAUUACUGGUACGAUAUGCAGUACGAUAUCAAGUACAACUACUAUAACUUUCUCCAAAACAUCAGCAACAUCAACAAGACAAAACGCUGAGAGAUACACAAUGUCAGAGGUGGGGCGUUAUGAUUGUAGCAGUGAUCACUGAUGUGAAUCUGAUGGACAUUCACCGAUAUUCUCGUCCAUGCUGAUCCGUUUGUUUGAAAAUGCUUACGCAAAUAAAUGUUGAAAAUGGCAGUUAGAAAAUAAAUUGCAAAGAUACUUG
Molecule: messenger RNA, 1241 nt
Organism: Saccostrea cuccullata (small rock oyster)
Lineage: Eukaryota; Metazoa; Mollusca; Bivalvia; Ostreida; Ostreidae
Product: bifunctional peptidase and (3S)-lysyl hydroxylase Jmjd7-like
Exons: 8
Coding region: 113-1072 (319 amino acids)
Molecular function (GO): 2-oxoglutarate-dependent dioxygenase activity
Source: RefSeq, a predicted model, not a curated record